AACCAGGAGAGAUCUGCAGGCAGCUCCACCAUGUCGGACAGUGACCUCGGAGAGGACGACAGCGCCACGUCCCUGGACCUGUCUCAGUCGAGCAAGAGGAAAAGGAGGGGGAAUCUGCCCAAGGAGUCUGUGAAGAUCCUUCGGGACUGGUUGUAUGAGCACCGCUUCAACGCCUACCCCUCUGAGCAGGAGAAGCUCAGCCUCUCGGGACAGACCAGCCUCUCGGUGCUGCAGAUCUGCAACUGGUUCAUCAACGCGCGGAGGCGGCUGCUGCCCGACAUGCUGCGCAAGGACGGCAAGGACCCCAACCAGUUCACCAUCUCCCGCCGCGGCGGCAAGGCCGGCGAUGCGGCCCUGCCGCGAGCGGCCGCCGCCGGCGUCCUGGUGGUGCCCAGCUUCCAGCUCCUGGUGGAAGUGGCGCUGCAGAAGGCGGCCGAGCUGGAAUCGCAGCGGCAGAGCGGGCAGCUGCCCCUCUCACCUCAGACUGAGCCCCUGGGAGUCUCCAUCUCCAAAUAA
This is a messenger RNA of Tinamus guttatus (white-throated tinamou), 516 nucleotides long. The record is from RefSeq and is a predicted model, not a curated record. NCBI's taxonomy places the organism in Eukaryota, Metazoa, Chordata, Aves, Tinamiformes, Tinamidae.